Messenger RNA from Menidia menidia (Atlantic silverside), 645 nucleotides. The record is from the annotation of a GenBank genome assembly. NCBI's taxonomy places the organism in Eukaryota, Metazoa, Chordata, Actinopteri, Atheriniformes, Atherinopsidae.
AUGGAUGAGAGCGUGUUUCCCAACUCGGUCAAGCUAAUCGGGCUCGGGCUUGACAAUCCCAUCGCGGUGUGCACUGAGGAACCAGAGGAGAUACAGGUGCAGGUUGGUGGACCUGAGGCCCAGCCGGAGCUCAGUGUGCAGCAGCCAGAGCUCAGUGGUGCUGCGCAGGAGCCUCAGCUGAGCCACGCGGUGCAGGAGGCUCAGGUCAGUGGUGAUGUUCAAGAGCCUCAGGUCAUGGAGCACCUUCGGAAACAAGGUCCCGUGAUCAACGCCUGGAACUGUUAUGCUCCGGAGGUGGAGGCAGAUGCGCUGGAUUGUGCUGCGGAGAGAGAGCCUUUUGGGGUAUCUGUACUGGUGAUGUCAGAUAUCCUGAUCGUAUUUGUGGUCGGAAAAUUCACAGAUUUCCAAAAUCAGGAGCAGAAUGCCGGGCUUGGAUCAAAGCUUGUGCACGACCACAUGAGCAGCUCAACCUUCGUAGGAUCAACAAGAACAAGGGAGUGUGUGCUGGUCAUUUUGUCGGCGGGGAUGGGCCAACAGCGUCCCAUCCUUAUCCGACACCAGCAGACGGAGCGCGAGUGCAUACAGCUAGGCGCGCACGAAAAAGAGCAUCGGAAAGUGCAAGGAUUUCGCCGCUGGAUAUGCUUG